GUACAAGAAUUUCAUUGCACACUGAAAUUUAAUUAUUUAUGUAGAAUCAAUAAUAUAUACAAAUGAAACUUUUAUAGAGUUAUACAGAAUAACUCUUGAGAGAGUUUUGAGUUUCGAUCCGGAUAAUUCAAUCUAAAAUAUGGUAGAGGUAGGGAAACUCAAAUUAGAUUUCACAUUUUAAGACUUUAUCUUAGUGCUUGCUAUAAGUGAAGUCACAUAUUUAAUUUUUAAAUUGGGGAACACAUGCAUUAAUUUGGGUGUAGAUAAGAUUGUGAGUUUGAGUGUACAUAUGUAGAAAGAACAAAGUUUCUUUCAAAAUGUCAUUUACCAUACAGGGUAACAUAUUUGGGGGGAGUGAUCGCGGAGCUCGCUGUUUUGAUGGGAAGGCUGGAGAAUCCAGUCAGGACCCACCCUUCUCAGGGGCCUCUCCUGGAAGGAAGAAUAAAUUUUAACGGCUUCAUGGCAAUAACGUCUUGCUGUGGCUGCUCUGUAAGACCCGAAUCGCAAAUCCAAUUUUGACAAGAAUACUACACUGCCACUGUUUAACCAAUUGAAGACAGCAGCUUUCGCCAAGAGAUCCUAGAAUAUCUCUAUCCAUGUUAUUGGGUUGCAAUCAUUAUGAACGAACUCAAGCAGAUCCAUGCUCAAACUCUCAGAAGUGGCGUCGACUUCACCAAAUUUCUUAUUGUGAAGCUCCUUGAAAUCCCAAACAUCCCUUAUGCCCGCAACCUGUUUGACUGUAUUCCUAAGCCAACUUUGUUCCUCUAUAACCGGCUCAUUCAGGCCUACUCUUCUCAUGGCCCUUACCUUCAGUGCUUGUUACUCUACACCCAAAUGUGCCUGCAAGGCUGCUCCCCAAACCAACGCUCCUUUACCUCCCUUUUUGCUGCCUGCGCUUCCCUUUCUUUCCCUUAUCAGGGUCAAAUGCUUCACUCCCACUUCCUCAAAUCGGGUCUUGGAUUUGAUGUCUUCACCUUCACAGCUUUGGUGGACAUGUAUGCCAAAUUCGGCAUGUUAACUUCAGCUCGCAAGCAAUUUAGUGAAAUGAAGGUAAGAGAUACCGCCACCUGGAAUGCCAUGAUUGCGGGUUAUGCAAGGUCUGGUGAUAUGGAGGCAGCAUUAGAGCUGUUCGAAGCCAUGUCUUCCAGGAAUGUGAUAUCCUGGACGGCAAUGAUAUCUGGAUAUUCACAGAACGGGCAGUACGCAAAAGCCCUGGAUAUGUUUUUGGAAAUGGAAAAAGAAAAGGGUGUGAGUCCAAAUGAGGUGACCAUAGCUAGUGUUCUUCCGGCCUGUGCAAAUCUUGGGGCACUGGAAGUGGGCCGGAGGAUUGAGGAUUAUGCAUGUGCAAAGGGAUACUUAAACAAUUUGUUUGUUUGUAAUGCUAUCCUUGAGAUGUAUUCCAGAUGUGGUAGAAUUGAUAUGGCAAAGAGGGUGUUUGAUGAGAUUGGUUGCAGGAGAAAUGUAUGCUCUUGGAAUUCAAUGAUCAUGGGUUUAGCUGUACAUGGAGAAUCCUGGGAGGCCCUUCAGCUCUUCCAUGAAAUGCUGAGACAAGGAAUGGCCCCUGAUGAUGUCACAUUUGUGGGAGUUCUAUUAGCAUGCACUCAUGGAGGCGUGAUUGUAACGGGACAAGAGCUUUUCAAAUCAAUGGAACAAGACUUCUCAAUCACUCCCAAGUUAGAGCACUAUGGAUGCAUGGUUGACCUUUUGGGCCGUUCAGGAAAGUUGCGUGAAGCUUAUGAUGUUAUACAAAGUAUGCCUAUGACACCAGAUUCUGUUGUAUGGGGAACUCUGCUGGGGGCAUGCGGCUUUUAUGGCCAUGUUGAGCUGGCUGAGAAAGCAGUGGAAUCACUCUUUGAGCUUGAGCCAUGGAAUCCAGGAAAUUAUGUAAUUCUUUCCAAUAUUUAUGCAUCAGCAAGCCGAUGGGAUGGAGUUGCUAGGCUAAGAAAGUUGAUGAAGUGGGGACAGAUAACAAAGAAAGCAGGGUAUAGUUUCAUUGAAGAGGGAGGCCAAAUUCAUAAGUUUUUUGUUGGGGAUAGAUCACAUCCACAAUCUGUUGACAUAUAUGAACUACUUGAUGAAGUUUCAACUAAGAUGAAGGGUCUUGGAAGUACAUCAGAUCUAGACUUUAUGAUUGAAGAAUCAAGCAUAAUUGAAGAGAUCUGCUAAUUUCGCUGCUUCAUUAGGAAGAAGUCUUGAAUAUGGCAGAUUAAAGAGGAAAAAAAAGAAUAGGAGAAGAGGGAGACAAGAGGAGAUAAUUGUUGUAAUUGCUCAUGUUUAUUUGGUAAUUGUUACUGGCUAUUUAUAGACCAGUUACAACUUAACAACCAAGUAAUUCAACUAACCAACCAAGAAACAAUAAGAGAUAACAUGGAGUUAUUUUUAUGCAGCCACGGAGCACGUUGAAUUUGUCCAACCAAUUCCAAGGCUUCUGUUAUUCACCCACAACAAUUUCCUAGAAUGAUGAUCCACCACCUUCAAACCAUGCUUAAACGUACAUAUCAACUUCAUCUCCUUGCUUCCCCUGCUUCUUUCACUUUUUAUUUUGUCUUUUUUCUUUAUUAGAAUUAGGUACCUGAUCCAUUGAUAUCUGGCCCUUUUUCCAGAAUUUUUGUGCUACACUUGUUACGCUUGAAAUUGUUAAUGUGCCAUCUACAUUGCCUCUCUCUCUCUCUCUCUCUCUCUCUCUCUCUCUCUAAGUGUAUAACAUUUAGUUUGAUAUAAAUUCUAUAGUUAAU
This is a messenger RNA of Diospyros lotus (date-plum), 2735 nucleotides long. RefSeq names its product pentatricopeptide repeat-containing protein At5g08510. The record is from RefSeq and is a predicted model, not a curated record. Gene Ontology annotation, biological process: RNA modification. NCBI's taxonomy places the organism in Eukaryota, Viridiplantae, Streptophyta, Magnoliopsida, Ericales, Ebenaceae. The transcript is spliced from 3 exons. Gene Ontology annotation, molecular function: RNA binding; protein binding. Bases 619 to 2166 code for a protein of 515 amino acids.